CAUCCAUCACCUCCAACCUCACUUUCAUCCUCUUCCCAUUUCCACAAAAAGCCCUAAACCCGUUUCUCUUCCCUAAGCUACUUGCCCAUAUCUCUCUCUCUCUUCAAUGAGUGCUUUCUGAGAUUGGGCUAGACACAUAGGAGCUGCUUCCCCUCUUUUCAGGAAGGAGGAGAGAAGGAUAAAAAAAAAACAUCCGCCAAUCUUUCAUUUCAAUAGAUUUUCCAGAAGAGAAAGUUUCAGCAAAGCCCAACCGAACCCAACAAGAUCAUGUAAUUAAAAGGUUCUCUCUUUCUUCGGUAACAGUGGAUUAGCACCCCCUAUUAUAUUCCCAGCAAACCCAGCUUCCAUACACAGCUUCAGAUUUCGUUUACCUGUGCAUGUACUCUCUCUCUCUCUCUCUCUCUCUCUCUGAUCAGGUGUGCUCUUGAUAGACUUUCCUUGUCUUGACCAUUAGGCACUCAGUUUGUGUAACAUCUCGCCCCGAGUGAUCCCGCACGCAAGUAACUUCAAGAAGAAGCAUGAUGAAUUCGCUUCCAGAACUUGAUUCCAUCACAGCCCUCAAUCCCACCAGCGCCAACUCCAUAACCACCAUUGCCUCAUCCUCCUCCUCUUCUUCCACUUCCCCCUCGACAAUAACCACUGCCGCCGCCGGCACGGUGGCUACGACGUCCAGCCGAUAUGAGAACCAGAAGCGCCGGGACUGGAACACCUUCGGGCAGUACCUCCGCAACCACCGGCCGCCGCUCUCGCUCUCCAGGUGCAGCGGCGCCCACGUCCUCGAGUUCCUCCGGUACCUCGACCAGUUCGGCAAGACCAAGGUCCACACCCAGCUCUGCCCCUUCUUCGGCCACCCGAACCCGCCUGCCCCCUGCCCAUGCCCGCUCCGCCAGGCGUGGGGCAGCCUUGACGCCCUCGUCGGCCGCCUCCGCGCAGCAUUCGAGGAGAACGGCGGGAAGCCCGAGGCCAACCCUUUCGGCGCGCGGGCCGUGAGGCUGUACCUCCGUGAGGUCCGGGAUUCUCAGGCCAAGGCCAGGGGGAUCAGCUACGAAAAGAAGAAAAGGAAGAAGCCUCCCCAAGCACCCAUGAUCGCCGCUGCAGGUCGGGUCGAAAAUCAGUAAGGAAAAAGCACCUCUUAGCAUGUGUCAUGAUCAAUAAUCGAAGGUCGUCGCAUUCUACUUCUAUCUUAUGGGUCUAAAUGCUUAGAUAUACGACGGUACGAUAUAUCUCUUCAGUCUAUAUAUGUCAUGUCUGCAUAGCACAUCAUAUGGUGGAAGACCGUGUUCUAUAAAAAGCACCAUGAUGAUAGAAAAUGCUUGCUCUUUAUCUGUUUUUCCAUUAUUGGAUGCUGAAAAAGAAGAGAGAGCCACGGGAAGAGAGACAGCAUUAUACUUUUGGAAGUGGGUUCAAAUUAUGCAGUGUAUGUGUGAAAUCUGUAGUGACGAUCUGCAGUGUCGCGUAAAACCUCCACUUUGUCAGCUGCCUAAUGUGUACUUGGUGAAACCGCAUGAUGAAUGAGGAGCAGGAAUGGAUUUGCAGAUCUUGUUCGGUUGGGUUUUCUCCCCCAUUUCAUGGGCAAUUUUAAUUCCGAUCUAUUUUAUAUUAGGUAUUGUCAAAUCAACCUGUUCAUAAGAUAUGAUGGAUAUGUAUAACUUUGCGAAAAGAUAUCGUGUCAGAUUUGUCUAGCACUGUGUAUAUAUCCUGUUGGGUUUUUGGUAUUA
Molecule: messenger RNA, 1718 nt
Organism: Eucalyptus grandis
Lineage: Eukaryota; Viridiplantae; Streptophyta; Magnoliopsida; Myrtales; Myrtaceae
Product: protein LIGHT-DEPENDENT SHORT HYPOCOTYLS 4
Exons: 2
Coding region: 519-1118 (199 amino acids)
Biological process (GO): mRNA transcription; response to light stimulus
Cellular component (GO): nucleus
Source: RefSeq, a predicted model, not a curated record